Molecule: messenger RNA, 3684 nt
Organism: Gasterosteus aculeatus aculeatus (three-spined stickleback)
Lineage: Eukaryota; Metazoa; Chordata; Actinopteri; Perciformes; Gasterosteidae
Gene: lingo1b
Product: leucine rich repeat and Ig domain containing 1b
Cellular component (GO): plasma membrane
Molecular function (GO): protein binding
Source: RefSeq, a predicted model, not a curated record
CAGAGCCGCGCGGGCGCGCGUCGUCCCGCACGUCAGCCUAUCAGCGCGCGCGCAUUUAGAGCAUCUGGAGAGGACGCAGGCAUUUCUUUAAAUGCCCCACGGACGAGAGGGGACUCACGCCGCCCGCGCGCGUCCCUCCGUGCCCGCUCCCCGCUUCGACCCGGUCCCGCACCCGCGCGUCCCCAUGCUUUCGGAGGCGUUUUGAAUUUCCGUGGCAACAUGGAGCUGCCCGAAUUAGAAUUCUCUGCAUGACAGUCCGGGUAAGCAGCAGGAUGGUGUUGGGCGAGGCAGGGGGGCACAGCUACUUGGUGGCAUGCUGGCAGCCCAUCCUGAUCCUCAUGCUUGGCACCGUUCUUUCCGGAUCCACCACUGGCUGCCCCUCCCGCUGCGACUGCAACGGCCAGGAGCGCUCCGUCGUGUGCCACCGACGGCGACUGGCAGCCCUCCCCGAGGGCAUACCCACCGAAACCAGGGUGCUCGACCUGAGCAAGAACCGCCUGAAAACGGUGGGAACCGAGGAGUUCAUCGAUUACCCUCAGCUGGAGGAGCUGCAGCUCAACGAGAACACUAUUUCGUCCAUCGAGCCCGGGGCCUUUGUCAACCUUAUGAACCUUCGGACUCUUGGCUUGCGCAACAACCAGCUCAAGCUCAUUCAGCUGGGGGUGUUCACAGGCCUGACCAACCUCACUCAACUGGAUAUAAGCGAAAACAAAAUUGUCAUCCUCCUUGAUUAUAUGUUCCAGGAGCUGUACAACCUGAGGGCGCUGGAGGUCGGUGACAACGACCUAGUAUUCAUCUCGCCUCGAUCAUUUCACGGCCUAAGCAACCUUGAAAGCCUCAACAUUGAGGGAUGCAAUCUGGCCUCAGUGCCCACUGACGCCCUCAGCCAUCUUCAUAACCUGCUCUCGCUGCGACUACGCUAUCUCAACGUCACCGUCAUAAAGGAUUACUCCUUCAAGAGGCUGUAUCGGCUCAGAGUGCUCGAGAUUUCCCAAAUGCCCGCUCUGGAGACCAUGACCGGAAAAUGCUUGUUUGGGCUCAACCUCACAUCAUUGUCCGUCACUAAUUGCAGUCUUACCGGCAUCCCCUACCAAGCCAUCAGCCACGUCAGAUACCUCCGCUUUUUGAAUCUGUCUUUCAAUCCCAUUCGUACCGUGGAAGGGAACAAACUGUUCAAUCUCCAGAAGCUUCAGGCUUUUCAUUUGGCGGGUGGGCAUUUGGAUGCCAUUGAGCCCUACUCGUUCCGGGGACUCAACCACCUCCGUGUGCUCAACGUAUCCAGCAAUAGCCUGAGCACCCUGGAGGAGUCCGUCUUCCACUCCGUGGGGAACCUGGAGACUCUGGCUUUGUACGAAAACCCGUUGGCCUGCGACUGCCGCUUGCUCUGGGUCUUCCGCCGGCGGUGGAGGCUCAACUUCAACAGACAACAGCCGAUGUGCGCUUCACCAGAGGUUGUUCAAGGAAAAGAGUUCAAGGACUUCCCGGACAUUCUCCCUCCUGACUAUUUCACCUGCCAGAAAUCAAAGAUUAUGGAUUACAAGGUCCAAGAAAGCCAUGUGGAUGACGGAACAACGGUACAUUUCACUUGCCAAGCUGAGGGCGAUCCAGUCCCUGUGAUAAUGUGGCUAUCCCCCAAGAAGGACUACAUCACCACCAAAACUGCGGGGUCAAGACUUUCUGUGUCCAAUGAGGGCACAUUGGAGGUUCGCUACGCCCAGAUCCAAGACAACGGUACCUACUUGUGCAUCGCGAGCAACGCAGCAGGCAACGACACCAAAGCCGCUCACCUUUUUGUGCAUAGCUACUCCCCCAACUGGCCCCACCAGCCAAACAAGACGUUCGCCUUCAUUUCAAACCAGCCCAGCGACGAAGGUGGAAAUGUGACCAGGGCCUCAGUUCCAUUUCCAUUUGAUAUAAAGACCCUCAUUAUCGCAACCACCAUGGGAUUUAUCUCUUUCCUCGGAGUCGUCCUCUUCUGUCUUGUGAUAUUAUUCCUCUGGAGUCGAGGGAAACAAAAUAGAACAACAAGUAUAGAGGUUGAGUACGUGCCGCCUAAAGACGAGCCAGAGGAGCCCAGUCCGACCGAGGCGGCCGUACAAUUCAACAUGAAAAUCAUGUGAACUUUGAAUGGAUGCAAUCUUACAAACUGCGGUUGGGAUGCAUACUAUCUUCGCUUCAAACGUGUACUCAAGUUGACGAGCGAUAGAAAUGGCAGCGCAGCAAAAGCAUCUUGACGAUAUACACUUGACUUUUAACUUGUUUUUUUUACUUGGGGUGUCGAGUCUUUAAAAAUAAAUGUUGAAAUGAAAAUUUCUGUAAAUUUGUAUUGGCAAUACUCAAUCAGUAUGUUAACAUGCACACAACAACCCACUUAUUCCGUUUAACCAAAUUGAGGUGAAGGUUGAAAUAAAGCACAUGGGUCACAGCUGCUGGAUUUACAAAAAUGAACGUGAAAGGCGGGUCGAUGUCUGGAAGGGUGUCAGUGCACAGAUACAAUCUCUCCAUUAGCACCAGUUAAGACAAAUAUCUUGUCGGGAUUUUAAUGUUGUCUCUUGCUUUGAUUGAUGUUCAAAGCACGAUAACCCACGUUCUGUUUUCUUGAAUGAUGUAUAAUGUCGCAACGAGCCACGAUUCAGUCUUAUGACGCGAGUGAUAUUGGGUAAAUUAAAAAAUAUAUGUAAAGAAUAUAGGUAUAUUUUAAGAAAAUAAAGAAGUGUUUGAAAUAAAAAUGUAUACAUAGAACGUUGGGAGAGGAAAAUAACAGUAUUAUAAGUGUUAAGUAACAGUUUGGGGGAACAGUUCUUACUAUUUAGAGAAAGGUGUAAGAUUAUAACAAAAUGUCAUGUUUUUAAAAUAUUUAUGGAUUGUGAUUUUACAUGUUUUUAUAGUUUUCUAUUAACAAUCAUUUGGAGGCCUUGAUGUUUUACAUGGAAGAAAACUCAAAAACUCGUACCUCCGUUACUUAUCACGGAUCAAACACACUGUCCACUGGGCUUCAUCUUAAAGACAUAUCAGUUGCAUCAUUUAUUAACCUGGUAACAGUCCAUUUGAGAAUCUGUGCAUGUUAACACACUGAGUAAAAGAACAAUGAGCCAUUUCUACAGUAUGUGCUCCAUUCUGCCAACAAAGGAGCUGUGUCAUUAAAUGUAUUAACAUGUUCAGCUAUACAUAUUCUUUCUGUAUUUUAUUCGUUCCCUGCACAUUUUGCUAUGGCACAAUAGUGACGCUUUUAAUGGCUGUGAGUUUUGGAAAUAUUACGAUCUAAAGAGCAGAUUCUGCUUGAGUUAGUGUUUUUGAUGUGACUAAACUAAAAAAAGAGACUACUCUAGAAAGUUAUCAGAUUGACAAUUUGUCAUUAAGUGGAAAAAAAAAGGUUGUUUGCCCACUUGGCAGGUCGGCGGGUGCGAGCACUCGGUCCUGAGGUGAUUUUGUCACUGGUUGAUCAGAAAAACGCUGACGUUACUCAUUUUUUGCCUUAAGUAACCCAUUUUCCAGCUUUUAGCUGAGCACUACCCGAUAUUUAUGCAUUAAAUGGAGUUUUGUGCCAUAGGGACUUUAUGUUGUCUAAUUAAUUUCACAGUCAAGGUCUGCUCUGAAGAUAAUAUGUUCAUUAACUCUUUAAAUACUUGUUUAAAUGGGAUGGGCAGAUGGAAAUUCUAUUAAAAUAAAAAACAUUUUAUACUA